Messenger RNA from Naegleria gruberi, 576 nucleotides. Its product is annotated as Heat-shock protein. The record is from RefSeq and is a predicted model, not a curated record. The coding region runs from base 44 to 511 and encodes 155 amino acids. The transcript has a single exon. Gene Ontology annotation, biological process: protein folding; response to hydrogen peroxide; response to heat. NCBI's taxonomy places the organism in Eukaryota, Heterolobosea, Eutetramitea, Acrasida, Naegleriidae.
AAAUAAUACACAAUCACUACUGCAAAACAAGCAACAACUGAAAAUGAGCUCCAACAAUCAUCACAAUAAUAAGCAAUUGGCCAGACAACACAGAACCAAUAAUUGGGUUGAUACUUUCUUUGAUGAUCCAUUCUUGAGAGCAUUUGAUAGAUUUGAUGAUAGAUUAGUUCCUGAAUUUAAACCAACCACUGAUGUUUCUGAAACUGCAAAUGAAGUUAAAAUUGUUUGUAAUGUUCCUGGUAUGACAAAGGAUGAUUUAAAGAUUGAUAUUGAUGAAGAGCAUAGAACCAUGACUGUCAGUGGUCAUGUUGAAAAGGAAAAGAAGGAAGAUAAUGAAAGAUAUCACUGUGUUGAAAGAUCACAUGGUUCUUUCAGUAGAACUGUCUAUUUACCACCAAAUGCUGAUUUUGAUAAGGUCAAGGCAGCUUUGGAACAUGGUGUUUUGAGAGUUACUAUUCCAAAAGUAGUUGAAGAACCAAAGAAAAAGACCAGAUCAAUUGAUAUUCAAUAAUUGUUACUAUUUUGUAAAUAAAUUUUUUGUAAAAAUACGACCAAUAAAUUCUUUAAAUUAAUCUC